UGCCUUUUCUAACUUAGGCAUUUUCUGCAUUACUUUGAGUUUUUUAUGCUAAUUCACUCUUUCUUGUUCUCGCAGAUAGACCAGCUCGACCCGCACUUGACGCAACUCGCAGAGAAACAGCUGAAAUCCUCAGGAGCCUUCCGGUACAAGAUCGCGACUGGCGAUUACUGUGUACGACUGCCAAGCUGCGAGAACACCAGCUGAUUCCAGAGAACGGAAGUCUUCAAAGAGAGCCAGUAUACAAAGAACCGUCUGAGAGACAACAAGAGCGGAUAGACAAACGCCUCUCCAAGCAAACUUCUCGACCAGCCUCAGAGAUGACUUUUUUGAAGUCCGCGCCCGUCCUUAAAAUCAAGCCGAAGAGUGGAACAGCGACGACAUCGCCCGUUAUUGCCCAGAAGAGGAAGAGCGAUGUUGUAGCUACUCUUGCCGCAGAUUCUUCCAAGAAGCUGGCUAAGACCACGCAGGACAAGGGGAAGAAGGUCAUGAUCGAGCCAACUGUCCGAGCCCGCGAUUUUCUGGCUAUGCAGGAGAAGUUCGUGGGCGAGGAGUUCAUAUCCAAGGCGGAGAAGAUCCCUUCUGAGGAGCUUGUUCCGCGUUCUGUGGAGUUGGCGUCGCAGUCGAUGACUCUGUUUAUGAAAGUUGUUGCCGCUGGUUCUAAGGAGGCUGACUCGCUGAAGAGGCACAAUGCUCAGCUCCAGGAGAACAUGAAGAGACUGAAACAAGAGGCGGCUAGAAAGGACAAAUAGCUCGAGGACCUUUGCAAGUCUAAGGAGGAGGCUGAGCUCGAGGCUAAAAACUCUCAGGCGAAGAUCGAGGAGAUGGCUCGCGACUUGGAGGUCGAGAAGGAGAAUGGGAAGAAACAGUAUGAUCAGGCAGUUUUUGAUUAUAUU
Cannabis sativa is the source of this 893-nucleotide messenger RNA. RefSeq lists its product as uncharacterized. NCBI's taxonomy places the organism in Eukaryota, Viridiplantae, Streptophyta, Magnoliopsida, Rosales, Cannabaceae. The record is from RefSeq and is a predicted model, not a curated record. The transcript is spliced from 2 exons. The coding region runs from base 318 to 749 and encodes 143 amino acids.